Chaetura pelagica (chimney swift) is the source of this 1446-nucleotide messenger RNA. RefSeq names its product tectonic family member 3 (gene TCTN3). The record is from RefSeq and is a predicted model, not a curated record. Bases 1 to 1446 code for a protein of 481 amino acids. The transcript has 14 exons. Gene Ontology annotation, biological process: cilium assembly; smoothened signaling pathway. Lineage: Eukaryota; Metazoa; Chordata; Aves; Apodiformes; Apodidae.
AUGGGCUGGUCUGUCGGUCAAGUGUGUGUGGAACGAUCCCUGGUGUUCAGAAGUAACAGCCCUUAUCCCACCGACACCGUCGCGGACCCCGGGGGACGCGGUUUGCUCUUCUGCGUGCGGCCGCACGACCCAAAGCUCAACUAUUUCAUACAGCCACAGGAGAUUAAAGAAUCUGAUUUUUCAAAGUUCUUAGAGAAGUAUGGCAGACACUCUUUCUUGGUAUCAUCGCAAGUCCAGCCAUCAUUUUCUGCCUUUUACCGGGCUGGUGAUCCAAUCCUGAUCUACUUUGAUUCAUCAUCUGUGCUGAGCACGCUCAGGCAGCCAGUGGCAAUGGGAGCCAGUGGACUUUGUGUCAAUGGAAAUCCUGCUGGCUUCCUGGAGAGUAAAAGCACCAGCUGUACUCGCUUUUUUGCCAACCUGAGCAAGAGCUGUACUUCUGACCCUGCCCUGGCUGCUGCCUCCUACUACCGGGGCUUCUCGGUGCUGAAGGUCCCAGUUAAAGACACCAUUGUGGAGUCUAUGAAGGUGAAGAUCACUGCAGUUGCACCUCCUGCAGCUCCCCACAUGACAGAGAAUACAUGUAACAAUGUUGUUUCUGAGGUGAUAUACAAGAUAGAAUUCAGUGGCACACGUGGGAUUCAGAGUGUUUCUGUCUGGUUCAAAGUGAGCAACAUCUCUGGGAACUCGGGAUCCUCUCUGCAGCAGCACUUCGCUUUUCACUUCUGGACCAAUACUCUUUCUCCUGUGUUGCCUAGAAGUGGAAACCCUGGCUAUAUCACUGGAGCACCGCUGCUGAUUGCAAACAGUGAUGGUGUGCAGCAUAUGACCAUUUUACAGAGUGAAGGUGAUGGAAGCUGCUCACAGCUCCUUAGACACACAGUACAAUUUGGAAGAAAUAUGAGGACAGGCUGCAAGCUCAGCCUAUCCCCAACACUGGAAGAAAGUAAUUGUAGUUACAUCCAGCAGAAGCUAUACGAGGCUCUUGAAGGAAUGAACAGAGCAGAAGACCUUGCAAUAACUGGCAAUGCUCGUUCAACCCAGGCAGAAGAGUGGACAGCCAUUCUGAUGCAGAACUGCAGUGUGCAGGGUGUGAACUGCACUUCCUGUUGCAUGGUUCCUGUGACUCUGGAGAUACAGAUAUUGUGGACUAGGGUGGGCAUCCUGUCCAACCCGCAAGCACAAAUACUGGGUGCACGAUACUUUUAUAAGUGUCAGCCCCUGAAGCUCCUAAGCACAGGCACAGUACCUCUGACAACUGUCAUUACCUUCACUGACAUAACAAAAUGGCCGGAACCUCCCCGAGGCCAGCCCCAAAAGCACUGGAAACUCCCAUUUGACAUCUUUUACCCGUUCAAGAUGGCACUGAAUUUGGAAAGAAGCUAUAGAACUGAUCUGGCUGGCUGUUGUUUGCUGAUUCUGUUAAUAUUUAGUAUUCUCUUAUUUUGA